AUGGCGGCAAGCAGCGAAGAGCAGAUGAAUUUGCUUCUCUCUAGUUUCGAUCAGAUCUGCGAGGAUUUCAAAAGCGGGAUGAAUGAGAUCAACGUUUUCAGAUCAAAGAGCAACGCGGAAACGAGUAGAAGAGAGGCUCUUGAGAUUAGUAAUAAAACUCUUAAAGAAGAGAAUGAAAGGCUGAAGAAGCUAUAUACGGAAUCUCUAAACAAUUUCGCUGAUCAGCUUGAGCAUCGAACUAAGUGCCACUGCUUGAAAGAGGAACUGAAGAGAGUGAAUGAUGAAAGCAAAAGCAAAGAACAUGAACAUAGGAAUACUUUGGAAUCUCUUAGGCAGAAGCAUGCAACAAAGGUUGAGGAGCUAGAGCAUAAAAUCAGAAGCCUUUUGGUUGAAAAGGCAACAAACGAAAUGGUAACUGAUAGGCUUCGCCAAGACUUGACAGUUAACAAAUCACAUAUUCAAGCAAUGUCAAAGAAGCUGGAUCGCGUAUUUUCUGAAGUGGAAUCCAAGUAUGAACUCGAGAUUCAGGAUCUAAAGGACUGCCUUUUCAUGGAACAAGAAGAGAAAAAUGAUAUCAAUAACAAACUUCAGAGCCUGCAGAAGGAAUUGCUUAUUAGUAGAACUACAAUAGCAGAAAAACAGAGGGAUACAACUUCAAAUCGACAGGUCGAGACAUUGAAGCUGAAGCUUAUGAAACUGAGAAAAGAGAAUGAGAUCCUUAAACGUAAACUAUCUUCUUCAUAG
Arabis nemorensis is the source of this 744-nucleotide messenger RNA. NCBI's taxonomy places the organism in Eukaryota, Viridiplantae, Streptophyta, Magnoliopsida, Brassicales, Brassicaceae. The record is from the annotation of a GenBank genome assembly.